This is a messenger RNA of Drosophila grimshawi, 3017 nucleotides long. Its product is annotated as Y+L amino acid transporter 2. Gene Ontology annotation, molecular function: L-amino acid transmembrane transporter activity. Lineage: Eukaryota; Metazoa; Arthropoda; Insecta; Diptera; Drosophilidae. Gene Ontology annotation, cellular component: membrane. The record is from RefSeq and is a predicted model, not a curated record. The coding region runs from base 181 to 1698 and encodes 505 amino acids. The transcript has 10 exons. Gene Ontology annotation, biological process: amino acid transmembrane transport.
CGUUGGCAUGAAGCAGGAGGCAACAGCACCAGCUCUCUUGUCAGUCUGCCGUAUUCGUUGAUUGCGUGCGGUUCGCCGUUGUUCUCGUUGCAGUUGAACGCUUAACGGAUUUGUGUGGCGCGAAAUAUAUUUGUAUUUGCUUUUGAGAAGGUAGAUUCUUGAAAAUCACACAGCUGCAGGAUGGAAACGGAGUCACUGAAUCGCAAGAACUCCUCAAGGAAGAGCUCAAUUGUAAAUGGCAAUGGAGAUGCAACCGACAAACUGACCAGCGGCGAUGAUGGCGCUGGCGGGGAUGGUGGCGGUGAGGUGACGCUUAAGGCCAAAAUGAGCUUAUUGAAUGGUUGCACAGUCAUUGUGGGCUCCAUCAUUGGCUCGGGCAUCUUUGUGUCACCCACCGGAGUGCUCAUGUAUACAGGCAGUGUUAACUUGGCCCUUAUUGUGUGGGUCAUUUCCGGUCUCUUCUCAAUGGUGGGCGCCUAUUGUUAUGCGGAACUCGGCACGAUGAUAACCAAAUCUGGUGCGGAUUAUGCUUACAUUAUGGAAACUUUCGGACCAUUUAUGGCAUUCAUACGUCUUUGGAUCGAGUGCAUGAUUGUGCGUCCCUGUUCGCAAGCGAUUGUUGCAUUAACAUUUAGUACCUACGUCCUGAAACCUUUCUUUCCGGAGUGCUCACCACCGGAGGAUGCAUCACGACUGCUGGCCGUUUGUUGUAUAUUGGUGCUGACUCUGAUCAAUUGCUGGGACGUUAAAUGGGCGACCGCUGUGCAGGAUAUAUUCACAUAUGCGAAACUGCUGGCCUUGUUUAUCAUCAUUGCGACGGGAGUGUAUCAGCUAUAUCUGGGCAAUGUGAAAUACUUUACGUUCGAUAACAGCGACACGCAGGUCACAUCCUUGGCAUUGUCCUUCUACUCGGGCCUGUUUGCCUACAACGGCUGGAAUUACUUGAACUUUAUCAUUGAGGAGCUGAAGGAUCCCGUCAAGAAUCUGCCACGUGCCAUUGCCAUCAGUUGCACCCUGGUUACCAUCGUCUAUGUGAUGGCCAACGUAUCCUUCUACACCAUCCUCUCGCCCGAAGAGGUCAUGGGCUCCUCGGCCGUUGCUGUUACCUAUGCGGAAAAAGCCUUCGGCAUGCUGGCCUGGACCAUACCAGUAUUUGUGGCUUUGUCCACGUUUGGUGCCGUCAAUGGCAUUUUACUCACCUCCUCGCGUCUGUUCUACGCUGGCGCCAAUAAUGGUCAGAUGCCAGAAAUUCUAACCAUGAUUCAAAUUCAACGCUUUACGCCCACUCCGGCUAUCCUGGCAAUGGCGCUGCUUUCCAUGUUGUACCUGACUGUCUCCGAUAUCUUUGCGCUCAUCAACUAUGUGGGCUUUGCCACUUGGCUAAGCAUUGGCGUUGCUGUACUUUGUUUGCCGUGGCUGCGUUGGGCACAACCGAACUUGCCCCGCCCCAUUCGUGUACCGUUGGUAUUCCCCAUUGUGUACCUGAUUGCCACAGUAUUCGUAACCGUUGUGCCCAUGUACGCGAGUCCUGUGGAGACAGGCUAUGGCAUCCUCAUGAUACUAUCCAGCAUACCGGUCUAUUUGUUAUUCAUUGCCUGGAAGAACAAACCAAUUUGGUUCCAAAAAUCCAUGGGCGGACUUACACAAGUACUACAGAAACUGAUGAUGGUUGUGCGUCCCAAAGCGGCGUCAAAGUAAGCCUCACACGUUUCCUACAAAAGCUGCUCAUGGUACUCGGCAAGCAGACGAAACCAGCUCAGGUGUAGAGAUUAGCAGAUGUAGAGGAUUCAUCACUUGGACUUAUGUAUGUUGAAAAUUACCAAGCAGAUGGGAUAGAUCACGUUAGCCAAACAGCAAAUGAUAGCAUUUAAUAUAAUAUUGCAUAACGAAAAGAAAGAAAACAAAACUCAAAAGCUUUUGUGUAGCCAGGCAAUUAUGAAAUUAUAUAUACACAACAAAUUCCGGUGCUUGACGUAUUCGAAUUGAGAAUUUUCUUCAAGAGCCAGCAAUGAAAAACUACGAAUAGAUAUAUUUUUAUAUAUGUUUUAAGUUUAUACUAAGCCCAGUGCAGCAUGUUUCAUUUCCUUUCUUUGAUUCCAUCACAAAAAUUGAACUAACAUUUAGCAUUGAACCCAAAAUUGCAAAGACUGUAAAAAAAAACAAAAGCAAAAGAAUAAAAAAAAAGCAAAAAGAAAAUUGUUCAAAGCCUAUUGUUACUUGAAUUUUUUUUUACUUACACUCAAAAGAAUGAAGAAUAUUGUAUUCUGAACCAGAGAAUAAAUUUCAAGAAAAUUUAUAAAUUUUAAAUCGAUUCGUACACCCAAAACAUUUAGAAUAUUGUUCUCAAAACAAGUAUAAGCAUUAUGGGCAAUGUUGAAAAUUCCAGACCAGAGAAAGAAAUGCGUGUUUCAAGAAAUCUAUAAAUUUUACAGAGCCUUCGCAUAAGCUAAUUACUCUUAGUGUGUGAGUAAUCAAAAUACAUAUACAUUCUACAAGCUCUUGUGAAUAUUAUAUACACAAAAUAACAAUUAUUUUGCCCUUUUCCCACUUUUAAAUGGGUGCAGGUUACAAUAAUAAUAAUAUUAUCCAUUAAGCAGUACAGCUAUCUUUAUGUUGACGAAGACCUUUGCUCCUUAUGGAGCUAAACUCAUUUGUACAAUGAACAUUAUAAUGCAUUUUAAGAAUAUCGCAUUAAAGAGUUUCAAAAAUAUUAUUCUUUUUGGCAGCACCUUAAAGUAUAUUAAUUAAAAUUAGUAGAGACAUGCUCAAUUAUAUUGAAAUCAUUGCAUUUUAUGUUUAGAUUAUGAUUUAAAAUUAUUUUUUAAGUAACUUUAGUUGGUUUUUUUUUGUUUGGAAUUUAUCACAUUUGUCAGAACUGCCAGUUUGAAAUGGAAACCCCGGAGAUAACUUAUACCCUACCUUCAAUAGAGUACAUAGCCAACUGCACAUAUCCUAACUGUUCAAAACAUUGCCAAGAUAUAAAACAUAUUUAAAAAAAAAAAAAAAAAAGAUCUGAA